AUGUUAUUUCGUACUGUACAAAUUCUUUGUUUGUGUAAUCGUUUUCCCACAAGGGGUAAUGAAAAGAAUUUUAGAAUGGAUUGA
Molecule: messenger RNA, 84 nt
Organism: Spinacia oleracea (spinach)
Lineage: Eukaryota; Viridiplantae; Streptophyta; Magnoliopsida; Caryophyllales; Amaranthaceae
Source: the annotation of a RefSeq genome assembly